UCCACCAAUUGUGGAGGUAGUAAGCACAAGUAAGAACCUGAAAUGACUGUGGAAACCACUGCAUGGAUUCAAAUGUGAAUACAACAGCUGUUCAAAAUGUCAUGGUCUUAGUUUUCUGUUUUGUUUACAGUCAUGUCAUAUUGUGCUUACUAGUGGUGAAGUCUAGGGUAUACUCCAGCCUCAUAAACCAAAGCCAGGUCAGGUUCACAUAUAUGUGCACGCGCACACACACACACACACACACACACACACACACACACACACACACACACACACACACACACACACACACACACACACACACACACACACACACACACACACACAGCAGCUCCUUUAUUUCAAACUAUCAAUUAGAUACUUAUAGACAUUAUAGCGUCAGCAGCUCCUCUUCCUGCCAUCAGGUAGAGCUGAUGUUUCCUCUUCAUCAGGCUCCCUUUUCUAAACGUUAACCUUAUCUCCAGCUGUAGUUUCCUAAAGCGGCAGUAUUCACAGGACAAGCAGCAGGCUUAUUAAAACACUGAAAUAGUUUCAUUUGGCUUUGCUUUCUUUUUGUUAUUUUUUCUCCACUGACUGGUGUUGGAUUAUUAGAGGUUGUUGACUGAUGUCCCUCUUCUUCGAAGCCAGGGGUCAAAGGCGGACUUAUCAUUAGGCAAACACAGGCAAUUGCCUGGGGCCCCAAAAUUUCCAAGGGCCCCCAAACGUCUCAUGAAAGCUGAUUAAUAAAGGCGUUUUUUUUAUUUGAAGCAAUUACUAUUUUUUUAGUCUUAAUUUGCACACUUAAAAAUAAAUAAAAAUGGUUGAUCUAUCACUAUCAUGAUCGUUAUUCCCCCCUCCUGUCUCGCGCAAUGGACUUUUCCAUGUUACUGCGCACGCACAGGCUUGAUUCAGGAAGAUGGCAGCAAAACAAACUUGUUGGCGCGGUUUUGAGAGAGCGGGUGAGCAGUGAGACAGAUGAAGCGGAGUUAUCUGAGUGGAGCGGAGAAGAGAAGAAGGCGAGAAGAAAAUAAACAGUUUUUAUCAAAACUACCAAAAGUAUCAACCUUUUUCACAGUGACACCGAGUGGGGAUUCUCUGCAACAGCUAGAGCUAGACGCUGCUGUCAGUAGCAGCUCUGCUGUCAGUGUCAGCCGAGGAGAUGUGGCGAGUGAAGCAAGGGAUUCUUUUCAUGAAGAUAAUGAGACAGUGAUGGACCCAGGAAAGGACCAGUCUCGCUCUCGGGACGAUGAACAGGAGAUGGAUUGUGAGACACCAACACUCACUCAGCAGUUUAGUGGUCACGUUGUUGAUCAAUAUUCCCCACUUGAAGAUGAUCCUGCACUCUGGCCGAAACAGCUUUCAGACAAUGAGCGCUGCUCAAUUGUGCAGAAAGGUCCUGUUCAGAUCCAGGACAAAAAUGUUCCAAGGAAUGAAGAGGGCCGCAGAUUUACUAAUAACUACUAUUAUAUGAACAUGAGGAAUGGAGAAAAGAUAUGCAGGUCCUGGCUGAUGUACAGUGAAUGUAAGGACAGUGUUAUCUGCUUUUGUUGCCGUGUGUUUGGUAACAAAGACAAGAGCACUCAGUUAAGUGGGGAUGGAGUUAGUGACUGGAAGAAUCUUUCAGUUACCCUUAGACAACAUGAGAAAUCUGCUGAACACAUUGCGAACAUGGAAAAAUGGCGCACUCUAACACAGAAGCUACAGACGAAAACAGCCAUAGAUCAGGUUCAUCAAAAUCUACUUGCUCUUGAAAUAAACCGCUGGAGAGAGGUCUUGACAAGAUUAAUUGCAAUUGUGAGCCAUCUUGCAGAGCGUAAUCUUUCAUUUCGUGGACACUCAGAGCGAUUGUUUGAGGCUGGCAAUGGAAACUUCCUUGGGCAAGUGGACUGAUGGCUCAGUUCGACCCAAUCAUGCAGGAGCAUCUGAGGAGAAUACAGACAAAAGAACAAAGUGAGACUUUUCUCAGUCCUAGCAUUCAAAAUGAAUUAAUCUCCCUUGUUGCAAAGAGCACAAUAGAUACAAUUGUGAAAAAAGUCAAGAAUGCCAAAUAUUAUGCUGUAAUCAUGGACUGCACACCAGACGUCAGCCACACUGAGCAACUUUUCAGGUUUUUAUUUGUUAAAAAAGUUUAAAAUAUCCAAUAAAUUUCGUUCCACUUCA
This is a messenger RNA of Acanthochromis polyacanthus (spiny chromis), 2139 nucleotides long. RefSeq names its product zinc finger MYM-type protein 5-like. Lineage: Eukaryota; Metazoa; Chordata; Actinopteri; Pomacentridae. The record is from RefSeq and is a predicted model, not a curated record. The transcript has 2 exons. Bases 955 to 1869 code for a protein of 304 amino acids.